Molecule: messenger RNA, 930 nt
Organism: Hevea brasiliensis (rubber tree)
Lineage: Eukaryota; Viridiplantae; Streptophyta; Magnoliopsida; Malpighiales; Euphorbiaceae
Exons: 3
Coding region: 1-930 (309 amino acids)
Source: RefSeq, a predicted model, not a curated record
AUGGUGAUGAGGCCGAAUGGGGAGAUUGAAUCAGAAGAUGAUGAUAUUGAUGAUGUUAAUACUAGUGAGAGCAUGCCACCCUCGGAGGAUGCUAGUGAUAUGGAGCAUGUCGUGCAUGGUAAUGCUCUAGCUAUGAUAUGUGCCUUGAGUGCACCUGUCAAGGAAGAUAAAGGUCAUGAACUACAAAGGGAGAAUAUCUUCCAUACAAGGUGUUUGGUGAAGGACAAAGUGUAUUGCAUGGUCAUUGAUAAUGGGAGUUGUGUGAAUGUGGCUAGUACCUUACUAGUGGACAAGCUUGAGUUACCUACUACCAAGCAUCCUGAACCAUACAGAUUACAUAGGCUAAUUGAUACUAAUGAAGUUAAGGUGGAAAAACAAGUGAUGUUUUCUUUCUCCAUUAGUAGAUAUAAGGAUGAAGUGUUGGGUAAGAAAUUUGAUAAUGUCUUUCCAGAAGAGGUGCCUAGGGUGUUGCCACCGAUUAGAGGAAUAAAACAUCAGAUUGAUUUUGUACCUAAAGCUAUAAUUCCAAACAGGCUAGCAUAUGGAACCAAUCCUGAAAAGGCUAAGGAGUUGCAAAGGCAAGUGGAUGAGCUACUUGCAAAGGGCCAUUUUGUUAGGGAUUUAAUUACCAUAGCCGCACCAUUAAAUGAGGUUAUAAAGAAGAAUGUUGGGUUUAAGUGGGAUGAGGAACAAGAGCAUGCAUUUAGAUUGCUUAAGGAGAAAUUGUGUUAUGCACCAUUGAUUGCUUUACUUGACUUUUCUAAAACUUUUAAAGUUGAGUGUGAUGCUUCUAGAGUGGGUAUAAGUGCUAUUUUGAUGCAGGAAAAGAGGCUAAUUGCCUACUUUAGCAAGAAGCUAAGUGGAGCUACCUUGAACUACUCCACUUAUGACAAAAAGAUGUAUUCUUUGGUGAGGGCACUUGAGACUUAG